Molecule: messenger RNA, 2706 nt
Organism: Priceomyces carsonii
Lineage: Eukaryota; Fungi; Ascomycota; Pichiomycetes; Serinales; Debaryomycetaceae
Gene: HSP104
Product: chaperone ATPase
Exons: 1
Coding region: 1-2706 (901 amino acids)
Biological process (GO): cellular response to heat
Cellular component (GO): cytoplasm
Molecular function (GO): ATP hydrolysis activity; ATP binding
Source: RefSeq, a predicted model, not a curated record
AUGGAUGAAACACAAUUCACGGACAAUGCAUUGAAGAUUAUAUCCAAUGCUACACAAUUAGCAAAGGACAAUGCACACUCUCAAAUCUUACCAUUGCACUUUUUGGCAGCGAUGGUACCUACGGAUGAUGAGGAAAGUUCAAUACCUUACUUGAAGACAUUGAUCGAGAAAGGAAGAUUUGAAUGGCCCGCUUUUGAAAGGAUAGUGAAUAAGCAUUUGGUCAGGUUACCAUCACAAACACCUGCCCCUGACGAGAUCAGACCUAGUUAUGCAGCCGGUCAAGUUUUGACAAGAGCAAACAAGAUCAAGGCCCAGCAAAAGGAUAAUUAUGUGGCACAAGAUCAUAUCUUGUUGGCUUUGCUUGAAGAUUCAUCUAUAAAGGAUAUCUUCAAGGAGGCUGGUAUCAAUGUUGAUGCCAUAAAGACUCAAGCCAUUGAACUAAGAGGAAGCCAAAGAAUUGACUCAAGGCAAGCGGACUCGUCAUCUUCGUAUGAAUUCUUGAACAAGUAUUGCGAGGAUUUGACUGAGAAGGCGAGAGAGGGUAGAAUUGAUCCUGUUAUCGGUAGGGAGGAAGAAAUCAGAAGAGUCAUUAGAGUCUUGGCCAGAAGAACAAAAUCAAAUUCGGUUUUAAUUGGUGAAGCUGGUGUCGGUAAAACAUCUAUUGUUGAAGGAGUUGCCCAAAGAAUUAUCGAUGGAGAUGUUCCUAAUGUUUUAGCUAACUCUAGAUUAUUUGCUUUGGAUUUGGGUGCUUUAACAGCAGGUGCAAAAUACAAGGGUGAAUUUGAAGAAAGAAUAAAAGGCGUCUUGAAUGAAAUUGAGAAAUCACACGAGAUGAUAAUUUUGUUUAUCGAUGAAAUUCACAUGUUAAUGGGUGACGGUAAAAGUGAUGCUGCCAAUUUGUUGAAACCAAUGCUUGCAAGAGGAACUUUGCAUUGUAUAGGGGCUACCACCUUUUCUGAAUACCGUAAAUUUAUUGCAAAAGAUGGUGCCUUUGAAAGGAGAUUCCAGAAGAUUGAUGUUCCCGCAGCUACAGAGUCAGAAACUGUUGCAAUCUUGAGAGGUUUGCAGCCGAGGUAUGAGAUUCAUCAUGGAGUCCGUAUUUUAGACAGUGCCUUGGUUACGGCAGCUCAUUUAGCCUCAAGAUACCUUACCUAUAGAAGCUUACCUGAUUCGGCUGUUGAUUUGAUUGAUGAGACCGCUGCCACUGUUGCUGUUGCAAGAGACUCUAAACCAGAAGAAUUGGAUAAUUUAGAAAGGCUGUUGCAUUUGGUUGAAGUUGAGAUAAAUGCAUUGGAGAGAGAUGUGGAGGCCGAUGCUGAUUCUAAAGGGCGUUUGGAGUUAGCAAAGAAAAAGCAGGCUGAAUUAGAAGAACUGCUUGGUCCUUUGAGAGAAAGAUUCAACCAAGAGAGGGCAGGCCAUGACGAGUUAAUUGCCGCAAAGCGUAAAUUAGAUGAAUUAGAAAUAAAGGCGCAGGAUGCUGAGAGAAGACAUGACACUGCUACAGCAGCAGAUUUGAGAUAUUUUGCAAUUCCAAAUGUUGCUAAGCAGAUUGAAGAAUUGGAAGUAAAGGUCGCUGAAGAAGAAAGGCAAGCAGGACCAACGGCUAUGCUUAGAAAUGUUGUUAGCUCCGAACAAGUUGCCGAAACGGCUGCAAGGUUGACUGGUAUUCCAGUGAAUAAAUUAACCCAAGCCGAAAAUGCUAAAUUGAUCACUAUGGAGAAGGAAUUGUCUUCAGCAGUCGUUGGACAAAGUGAAGCUGUUAAAGCUGUUGCUAAUGCCGUCAGAUUGAAUAGAUCAGGUUUAGCCAAUCCAAACCAACCAGCUUCAUUCUUAUUCUUAGGUUUGUCUGGUUCAGGAAAAACUGAAUUGGCCAAAAAAGUUGCUGGAUUCCUUUUCGCUGAUGAAAGGGCUAUGAUCAGAAUUGAUUGUUCAGAACUUACCGAUAAAUGGUCUGCUUCAAAGUUGUUAGGUGCUGCUCCAGGUUAUGUUGGUUACGAAGAGGGUGGUAUAUUGACUGAAGCUUUAUUAAGACGUCCAUAUUCCGUCAUUUUGUUCGACGAAGUCGAGAAAGCAGCACCAGAAGUGUUAACAAUUUUAUUGCAGAUUUUGGACGAUGGUAGAGUCACCUCUUCGCAAGGUAAGUUAGUCAAUUGUUCCAACUGUAUCAUCAUCAUGACUUCAAACUUGGGUGCCGAGUAUAUCAAUGCGUCAAAGAAUAACAAGAUUGACAAUGAAGUCAAAGAUCUUGUCAUGACUUCAGUCAAGGCUCAUUUUAGACCGGAAUUCUUGAACAGAAUAUCAAGUAUUGUUGUUUUCAACAGGUUGUCAAAGAAGGCAAUUGCUAAGAUUGUUAAAAUCAGGUUACAAGAAAUACAAAAGCGGUUUGCAGCUAAUGGUAAGAGUCUCAAAUUGGAUGUCGAUGACGCUGCUCUUGACUACUUGUGUAAAAACGGUUACUCCAGCGAUUUGGGUGCAAGGCCUUUGAACCGUCUUAUUCAAAAUGAAUUGUUGAACCGUUUGGCAGUGCUUUUGUUGAAAGGAAAAGUAAGAGAUAAAGAGACGGCAAGAGUAACGAUUGGACCUAAGGGAUUAGAAGUAAUUCCAAACCACGAAUCAGAUGAUGUUGAUAUGGCAGAUGUGGACGUUGAAGAUUGGAAGGAUAGUGAAGAGGAUGAUGAUAGUCUUGACGCUGAUCCAGUGGAUUGA